AUGCACCGCAAAACACCCAUCAGCGUGCUGGUCUACAACAACCUCUUUCCGACGCCCUCCCCCACAGACCCACCGUCCUUCAGCGCACACCUCUCCAAGAACCUCGUAGGCGAAGUGCGCAUCGAAACCGCAAACUUCUACGGCUCGCUCGACACAAUCGAAGCGCGAUACCCCGGGUUAAACUACGCCCACGGGCCGCACCGCAAGCGUCUGGGCCGGUUCCAGCACCACGCCCGCCUGUUCGCCGCCUUCGACUCGCUGGGGCUCACAAACUCUGAGAUCCAGGCCUUCUGCCGCUGGGAGGGCACGCUGUGGGCGCGCGAGCGCUACGAGCGCGACGAAGGCGUCCGCGUCACGGACACGACCGGCACAGAGAUCAGCGACUGGGUCGACCGGCGCAAGACGUCUGCGUCGCUGUCGCCCGCCCCGCGCCCAAACAGCAUAAACGUCAAGACAGACAUCGAGGUCGAGAUCGAACAAGUCCCCGGUCGCGACACAGCCAUGUCUGACCGCGGCGAUGUCGUCAACGCAAACGCAAAUGUCAACGCAGAAGACGAAGAUGACCACGACGAAAUCGAGGCCAGCGUCGGCUUCUCGCUCAACGCCCGCUUGCUGCACGCUGCUGCGCUGCGCUCGCAGGGCCACGCAAACAUCACCAUGGAUCCAGAGUGGGAACAGUACCUCAAGGAGGCGCAGGAGAGAGGCGAGCUCAACAUCGACGCAACGCGCGACACGCUGCGCACCAUGGCUGACCGCCUCACGCAAAUGGGGUCCGGCGUCAGCGUCGGGAACGGAGCAAGCGCCGUCGAGACACCCCCCACUGCACCUGCGCAUGCGCCGGCCUAG
Messenger RNA from Dothidotthia symphoricarpi CBS 119687, 846 nucleotides. RefSeq lists its product as uncharacterized. Lineage: Eukaryota; Fungi; Ascomycota; Dothideomycetes; Pleosporales; Dothidotthiaceae. The coding region runs from base 1 to 846 and encodes 281 amino acids. The transcript has a single exon. The record is from RefSeq and is a predicted model, not a curated record.